GUCCAGCCUCCGCGCGGUCUUCGCGAUGCAGGGUCCCCCUGCGCCCUCCCCGGCCCCAGGGCCCAGCUCCCCCCGGGGCUCCCCGCGCGGCUCCCCGGGGCUCUUCAGGAAGCUCCUGGUGAACCAGAGCAUCCGCCUGCAGCGACGCUUCACCGUGGCCCAUCCGCUGUGGUGAGGCGAGACAGUGGGCCUCGCAGGGGUCAUCGGAACCGCCGGGCUGGAGGUGGGAAGGGCAGAGUCAAGGACAGCUGGGACCAGGUUAGGGGUCAGGGCCUAAAAGCUCUGCCCCUCUUCCCUUUGUCGGUAUCUUUCCCUGCCCUAUCUCUGUCUCUUAUAGUUGGUGACUGUUUCUCUCUCUCCAUCUCUGUUUCCCUCCACCCGCCUCCUGGACACGUGCCCAAGGGAUCAGCCGUCUGUCCCUUUCCAGCUGUGCGUCCUGGAGCAGGACGGGCUGAGGCUCACGUCCCCUUCUGACUCUUGCCAACCCAGGACAGGCGAGCUGAGCGUCCCAGCGGUAGUAGAGGCGGGAGGGUCACUCCUCCCCUCGGUCUGCCCCCACCAUCUGUCCCGGCGCCAGCAACGGAUGGCCCGGUGGUCUCACACUAAGCCCUCGGUGUCCGCGGAGGAAUACGGGAUUUGAUGGGGGCCUUUGAGUCGGGGUGUUCGCGGUGUAAGAGGGUUUGUUGCAAGUUCCAAGCUUGUGAGCUGACCCGCGCUGAGCUCGGCUCUGUGCAGCCCCAGUUGGUUGAGUCCUCCAAAGAUUCGUUCCAUCGCUCUGGGUUCGAAUUCCGACGCUUCAAGAAGUGACUAUGACUUCCGCGGUUGCGGGGGCGAGGCUGGGAUUGGAGGUGGGGCUGGUGGGCGCCGACUAGGUCUGGUAGUCGCGCUCAGUUCGUGCCGCUUUUGCAUCCACUUGGUAAUUUGGCACCUGGUGGCUCAGAGACUAAAGGUCCUUUCUCCAAGGUCGCAUGGCCAGUACAGCCGGUGGAGGGGGUGCAGUCGUGAUCGUGGUCCCUGAUGGCGUCAUUUCAGGCCAGGAGUGGGGUCCCGGGUCCGGGAGAGCGCCUCCAGGGUCUACAAAGAUGGGUCCCUGCCGAGGGAUCAGGAGUGAGCACAAGAGCGUCGAAGACGUCGAAGGCUUGAGGCUGGAAGAGGGCGGGUCUCUCUGAGGGCUUCGUACCUCAGUUUACCUGUCUAGCUGCUGGACAGACACGCCGUUCCCGCAGUCCGGGCCACCUCCUCCCCGCCGCCCACGUCAUGAAACCACCGCCUGACCUCGCCGCUCUCGGCUAAGUUUAGAGCAGAAAGAAAAACAGCUUCCCCCGCAGCUGGAACACCCCCGGCUCAGCUCUUAACUCUCGAUGUUCACUACUUGGAGUCGAACCCAGCACUCCGUGGCCUCUCCUGGCCUCAGUUUCUCUAUAUAUCCAUAGGCGCGCUUUCCCAGAAUCUUUGUUGAGAGAAGAGGGAGCGGAAGGUUGUGGCCAAGCCCUUGCCUCCUCCGAGCACCGGCUUAGGGCUUCCACCCUAGCCCGCCCCCAGGAACGUCUCUCCGGGAGUCACAGCGCCCACUCCAAGGCCUGGGAAGUGCGAAGAAGCCCCGCCCCGGGGGACGUGACCAAGCGGGAACUCAGAACCCCUGGACUUAAAGGCGUCUUCAGGAGCCUCGGAUCCCGAACAAAACCAAGAGCGAUCGAACAUAGCCGAACACGCCCGAACCUACCCGAGUAAGGCCGGACUAAGCCGAACAUGUCCGACCUGGCCCGAGCACCCCGCCGGACUUUCUUGAAAACCUAGUACGGCCAAACAGAGCCGAACGCGCCCGAACGUGUCUGAACCCACCCGAGCGCGGUCGGAUGUAGCCGAAUUCUACCGGACUCACCCGACGGAACUCCACUGGAAGAAGCCCAACCCUGUGUGAUCACACCCAACUUCGGCAAACCCCGCUGUGCUUGACCGAGCCGGACCGAAGCCAGCUGAACUGGACAGAAUCCUGCCGAAUUCCCCACUCCCAACCCUGUUCAGAGCCUUUGGGCAGGCGCCAGUCCCAGCCUGUGGACUCGGAUGGGGUGACCUGGCAGGGGACCAGGUGGACACUGGCCCUUGGCCAGCAGUCCCAUGUCUAGGGGUGGCCCCUAGGGUCUUCCUGUUUCGCUUCUCCUGCUUGCUCCCUUUUCAAAAGCCUGUGACCCACUUGCAGCCCUGGUGGCAAACUCCCUCUCCUGCACUUCUAGCACCCUCCCCCGUCUCUGACUUCUGACUCCAAAGGGGAGAUGGGUUGAUCCUCUCUUAUCCCGUCGGGGUGUUGUUAGAAGGAGAGAAGGGGCUGAGAGAUGGAAGGGAGGACUGAGGAUUGCCUAGAACAGGAGAAGAAUGGUACUCGGGGCGGAGGGUAUAUCCUGUGCAAAGGCCCUGAGGUGGAAGAGAACAGGCAGAGCGUUCGGGACCCAAAUAAAGCAGCUUUGACCUGGAAAAUGGGCUCCCCUGUGGGAGAAGCACCCUGGAUCCUCAGGCCGGGUCUGGCCUUGGCAGAAUCAUCCACUCUGCCCAGCACAGCCAGAGGCGGGAGUCCUUCCUGUACCGCUCAGACAGUGACUACGACCUGUCUUCCAAGACCCUGUCCCGGAACUCUUCCGCGGCUAGCGACCUACACGGAGAAGACCUGAUUGUGACGCCCUUUGCCCAAGUGGGUGCCCACCCCUUCCUUCUCCCGUGUGCCUAGCGGGCAGAGCGGAGCCCUCCUUUCCAGUGCUGACCAGCCCGCUCCCGACAGGUCCUGGCCAGUCUGCGGACGGUUCGGAGCAAUGUUGCAGCCCUUGCCCACCUGCAAAGCGGUGGGACAGCCAAGCAGGCAUGCGUCGGGAACACCCCGUCUGGCAGUCAGCCCCCUCCACCAACAGAGGAGACUGGGCAGAAGUUGGCUUUGGAGACACUGGAUGAGCUGGACUGGUGUCUGGAUCAGCUGGAGACACUGCAGACGCGGCACUCGGUGGGGGAGAUGGCCUCCAACAAGUUCAAGCGAAUGCUGAACCGGGAGUUGACUCACCUGUCUGAAACCAGCCGCUCUGGGAACCAGGUGUCCGAGUACAUAUCCCAGACCUUCCUGGACCAGCAGACUGAGGUGGAGUUGCCCAGGGUGACCUUCACAGAGCCCCCAAGGCCCAUGUCUCAGAUCAGCGGCCUACAUGGGGUCCCCCACAGUCCCAGCAUUUCUGCAGCCACUGUCCCACGCUUUGGGGUCCAGACGGACCAGGAAGGGCAACUGGCCAAGGAGCUGGAAGACACCAACAAAUGGGGGCUUGAUGUGUUCAAGGUGGCGGAACUAAGUGGUAACCGACCCCUCACAGCCAUCACAUUCAACAUCUUUCAGGAACGGGACCUGCUCAAGACAUUUCAGAUCCCAGCAGACACGCUUGUCACCUACCUACUGACACUGGAGGGUCACUACCACAACGACGUGGCCUACCACAACAGCCUACACGCCGCCGACGUGGCCCAGUCCACACAUGUGCUGCUGGGCACACCUGCACUUGAGGCCGUGUUCACAGACCUGGAAGUCCUGGCUGCCAUCUUUGCAAGCGCCAUCCAUGAUGUGGACCAUCCUGGGGUCUCCAAUCAGUUUCUCAUUAACACCAACUCAGAGCUUGCUCUUAUGUACAAUGAUGCCUCCGUGUUGGAGAACCACCACCUGGCUGUGGGCUUUAAGUUGCUGCAGGUAGAGAACUGUGACAUCUUCCAGAACCUCAGUACCAAGCAGCGGCUAAGUCUGCGCAGGAUGGUCAUCGACAUGGUGCUGGCCACGGACAUGUCCAAACAUAUGAAUCUCCUGGCUGACCUCAAGACUAUGGUGGAGACCAAGAAGGUGACGAGCCUUGGUGUCCUGCUGCUAGACAACUACUCUGACCGCAUCCAGGUCUUGCAGAGCCUGGUGCACUGUGCCGACCUCAGCAACCCCACCAAGCCGCUGCCGCUGUACCGCCAGUGGACAGACCGUAUCAUGGCCGAGUUCUUCCAGCAGGGUGACCGUGAGCGCGAUUCAGGCCUGGAUAUCAGCCCCAUGUGUGAUAAGCAUACAGCCUCUGUGGAGAAGUCCCAGGUGGGUUUCAUUGACUACAUCGCCCAUCCACUGUGGGAGACAUGGGCUGACCUGGUACACCCAGAUGCACAGGACCUGCUGGACACUCUGGAGGACAACCGCGAGUGGUACCAGAGCAAGAUCCCCCACAGCCCCCCUGUGGACCCUACCAGCCCCAAGCAAGGUGGCCCUGACAGAUUCCAGUUUCACCUGACUCUGGAGGAGGCAGAAGAAGAGGAGGAAGAGGAGGCAGGGGCAUUGGAUGGGGAGGUCUCGCAGUCAGCUGACACUGAGCUCUUGUCCCCCGAAGACAGUCCAGACCCUGGGGCCCUACCCUUGGACGAUCAGAGGACUGAGGGCAAGCCGUGCGUGGACCAUAAGGGCAAUGUGAUAGCUGAGACUUUGGGCACCUAACCGCCCCUAGUGGAUGGGCAGACUUUCCAAGAAGAGGUCCCAGGUGGCCCUUGCUUUGCCUUCCCCAUUCACUGAGGGAGAAAACUUUUAGUUACAGGCAGGUCUCAGGGUUGAAUUAGAGGCACCUGGCUGUGGUUCACUCUGACCCUGGGCUUGGCUGAGAGAGCUCUCCAAGGAGCUGGGCUGGGGGCAGCCUCUUCCAGGGCCCUUGAGUGCUCGCUCCUGGACUUUCAGCCCUGGCGUAGAAAGGGGGUGUUUGCCAGGCCCCUUGUUCUUCUCCAGUGAUCACUCUUGAGCCAUGUCCAUCACUUAAUUCUUUCAUUCUUUAGUAGAUAUUUGCUGUGCACCUACUAUGUGCCAGACCUGUGCCUGUUAUGUGCCUCUGGGGUAGCCCGACACAAGGAGGUGGGGAGUCGCCUCGAGGAGAUGCCCCCCUUCCCCAGACUCCUUCAUCUGCCAGGCAGCUCAUUGUAAGAGAACAGGAAUUUGAAUGGAGGAAUUUGCAGCACCAAAGCUUCAUCCAGACCCAAUUCUGGCUCUGGAGCUCCGGGGAUUGGGGAGGCAGGGCCAAGAAAGACAGGGUUCUGUGUCAGGGACUGCCUCUGAAAACUGAUUUAGCCUGUCACCGCUUGUGCUUUGGUUGUUGCUUUGAAUCACUGUAGUGUCUGUCUUUAGGCCUAAGGAUCCUUGUUCUCCCUGGUCCCAGGACCCCCUGCAGCCCCCCUCUUCCCUCUUCUAGAAUAGCAACAAAAGCACAGAAUUCUCCCCCAUGGAAGGUCACUCCACCUCCUGAUUCUGAGGCUACCCCAGGCUCUCCAUAGGGAAAAGGAGGCCUCUGACACUUUCUUGCAAGUCACAGCCCCUUCUGGGCCUCAGUUUCUCCUUUAUGGCCCCCUCCUGGUACCUGGGUAAACUUGGCUUGGAGGGUGGUGUCUGUGACCUCCGUGAAAUAUCUUAGCAAUUUGGGGCAUUCUCUGGGGUUAAAUAAACUUUAUUACCAAAAAUUA
This is a messenger RNA of Sus scrofa (pig), 5496 nucleotides long. The record is from RefSeq and is a predicted model, not a curated record. Lineage: Eukaryota; Metazoa; Chordata; Mammalia; Artiodactyla; Suidae.